AUGGCACAACUUCCCGUGGAAAUCAUCGAAAUCAUCACGUCUCACCUGACAAGAGCCGAGGUCAGAAACCUCCGCUUGGUUUGUCGGGCCUUUGAAGCCAAGGUCUCGCCCCAGUACUUUCGUAAUGUCGUCGUUCCGUUUCGAUCCGAGCUGUACGGCGCCCUCGUUCGCGACGAGCAUGGCUCCAUGCGCCAUUCGACCUCGAGCCUCUUCUCCAAUGGAAUGUACAUGUUCAAGUCCUUUGGCCCUCAUAUCCUCCGCUUCGCACUGUCCCUCGAGCUCGACGAGGACUCUCUCGCCUAUCCCCCGGUCAAGCCUCUCCAGGAAGCCGUUCCGGCCUUCUGGGGCAUCUACCGCUGGCCGCCUGCAAACUAUCGCAGAUAUACCGACCUUGAGGGCCUCGAGCAGACCGCCGACGAGACCGAGGGCAUGAGAGCUGCGCUGGCGUGCCUGACCAAAGUGCAGAAUAUUGGCUUGUGCUGCGAUGCCGGCCUCGGAUUCCUGCUUGGGCCGGACAAGGCGGCCCGCAACGCCCACAUCCAUCAUCCCGUCUUUGCAACCGUGGACUGGCGUCGCCAUCAACGCUCGGCUCAAAGCGUCCACCAACCUGCCAUCACCGUUGCCGAUUUCAACGACCUCGCUCGGGAUCAGCACAAGUCAAUGUUUCCCAACCUCGGCGCCUUCCGGAAUGCAACCCUCGAGAGGGACGCCGGUUACUGCGGGCCUCAAGUCCAAGAAGCAGUGCGAAUCAUGCUUGAAACCGGAAACAACAGUCUCGAUAAUAUCAACUUUGACGAAAGAUCUGCCUCGCCCGCGCCGAAUCUUGACCCCGCUGGAGCUCCUGGCCAUGCAGACCUCUUCGACUCCCCCAGGGACGAGGCAGACUCGCCCUUGAUACCUGUCAAUCUCACCAGAGCCCAAAAGGAAAUGCUGCUCGAGCUCGAGUGGGCCCAUCGUGCCAUGAUUCAAUCCUACGUCCUGGGCUUGAUUGACAAUGCUUACGAUGGCUGCUUUCAGCACGUGACGACGUUCACCAUUGCCAAGAUCCCAACGAGCCACGUUCACCUCUUCUGUCGAGAUGACUUUUGGGGAAGCAUUCCCAGUCUCAGGAAUGUAUCAAUCGGUGUCAUUGCGGAUUGGCGAAGGGUCAACGUCUCUACUCCCGAGUUUGUCGAGGAUACCCGUAUAUCCCCGGUCGAAUCCGUCGGCAAAGUCUUCACACUGCUCAGCGAUCACGUCGCCAAGUGCCGCAAUAUCGAGAGCCUUCACUUUGAAUGGAUAUGCGGCGGUGAAUUUGCGCCAAGCUCGUAUCAGCGCAAUUCAUACAUCCUCCCCGCGCCAAUUGUCAAUCAACCAGACGUCAUGAUUAGCCCGAGGGCCGUCCGGCGUGACAGAUCAAGCUUACUGCGACUCCCCCAUGUCAAGCACCUUUCUCUCAAGAAUUGUUGGUCAUCGCCGCAUGUCUUCUUGCAAGCAGUCCGCCAGUUUGCCCUGCUGUCUCUCGAAAAGCUGGAAUUGGAGUCCGUCUCCCUUUCUGGUCCUCCUACAACCGUGCCCGAGGCUAUGGCGGCACAUCUACCGGUCCCACUCCCGGCUCCGGCUCUGGCCUUGGCCGGUGUUGCUCCGGCUGCGGCCUUUGCUGUAUCUGCUCUGCAAGACAAUGAUCAAGAUCUGGCCGACCUCCAGGACGCACUGCCACCUGGUCUCCUCCUGACGCUACCGCCGCUAUACCCGCUCCCGCCGCAGCCACAACACUUCAAUGUCCCCGGCAACCCCCCCAGCCAUGAUGUGCACGACGCGCCGAUAGAUUGGCUCCGCCAGCCUGAUCUGCUGACAUGGACAGGGUUCAUUGACCAUUUCUCUCCGAGUGUGAAGAUAAGACAACUUUUGGCUGAAAAAGCCGAUCAUCAUACAGUUUCGACGGCCUUGGUAGAAAAGAUCGUUGCAGCCAGCGAGUACAUUCCCGAUUUUGCCCUUCUACGGGGGCACGAGCGAAGGUAUCGCCUAAAAUGCUUGGCUUUCAAGUCGUGUGGCUACGUCUCCGUUGAUACCCCUUACCUGAAAACGAGAGAAAUUAUUUCCGACCUGCACCAUGGACGCACUGUCUUUCACGGCAGCAAUCACCGGAUUAUGACUUGGAUGCAGUCUUCAAAAGAUAAGCUCCUGGCCGAAAUCACGCAAUGUAUGAAAGAACAGGAAGAGGCCAUGCUUGUUCACGCCUUCGGCAUGACAAUGGGAUGGAAAGAUGUUUAUAGCGCAUGGUGCAUCAAUGACGCCAAGAGAGAUGGGGUGCAGAGGCCAGGCUCGGGUCGUUUCAGCGGUUUACUCGAAGCAUGUGACCGUGGUCUACGGCACCAACAAGCACCAUCACCAUCACCAGCAGCAACAUAA
This is a messenger RNA of Metarhizium album ARSEF 1941, 2391 nucleotides long. Its product is annotated as F-box domain containing protein. The transcript has a single exon. The coding region runs from base 1 to 2391 and encodes 796 amino acids. Gene Ontology annotation, molecular function: protein binding. The record is from RefSeq and is a predicted model, not a curated record. NCBI's taxonomy places the organism in Eukaryota, Fungi, Ascomycota, Sordariomycetes, Hypocreales, Clavicipitaceae.